AAGUGUCAGUGAUCUAUGAACAGCCAGGGUAAGCCAGGCUCAAAGGAGAUAACGUAUCUGGGGCAGAUACUCCCCCCUCACACAACCCUUUCUCCUUGGGCCAGGAUAUCUUCUUUUACACCACCACAGCCCCGGCGGGAGCAGAGGCCAUUAGGCACGCUCGAGAAGCAGCAGCUCGAGUCGGGCGUUGCCAAGCAACGACGCACAGCGUUUCCCACCCGCCCGAGAAGAUGGCGCGUCGAUGAAGAGGCGCAUGCGCGUUCUGGGAUCCGGGCGGAAGCACGAACGAGUGCGCAAAGGUGCUGGAGGCAAUUGGACCCGAGAGGGCGGUUUGCCCUUGACCGUAGGACUCUUCUCAGAGAGAUGACCCAGAACAGGCGUAGCAAAGGACCUGGCACUUCCCAGGCACAGUACAUGGAUGUAGAUGAAGACUACCCAUUGACACAAACUCAGACACCUAGCCAGGUGCAACGCAACUUGGAACGCCACCCACAGAGUCAAGUGCAACAUAAAGUGAAUGAGCUGGUGCAGUUUUUGCUGGUCAAAGACCAGAAGAAGAUCCCUAUUAAACGGGCUGAUAUUCUGAAACAUGUGGUCAAGGACUACAAAGAUGUCUAUCCUGAGAUCCUCAGACGUGCCAACCAGACCCUUCAGCAGGUAUUUGGGAUGGAGUUGGUGGAAAUUGAUCCAAAACUUCACACCUACAUCAUAAUCAGCAAUUUGCCACCACUGGAAGGGGACUGCAUCAAAGAGGAUGAGAACCACAAGAUGGGUCUCCUCAUCAUAAUUCUCAGUCUGAUUUUCAUGAAGGGCAAUGUGGUCAAAGAUUCUGCUGUUUGGGAGAUGCUGAGGAGGCUGCGAAUCGAUUGCUCUGGGGAAAAGCACAAGAUUUUUGGUGAUGUGAAGAAGCUAGUAACAGAGGAAUUUGUCAGGCAAAAGUAUCUGGAAUAUACUCGUCUUCCACACACAGACCCACCAGAGUUUGAGUUCAGAUGGGGACCACGAGCUGCUAAAGAGACUUCAAAGAAGCAGAUCCUACAGUUUAUUGCCAAGAUACAGAACAAGAACCCCAAGACUUGGAUAAGCCAGUACAAUGAAGCUGAAGCUGAGACUAAUGCUGCAGCACGACAGUAGCCUGCAGGGAGCCAUCAAACCCCUUGCAUGGGAUUGUGUCUACAGUUACCCACUGUCUGAUGCUGGGAGAGGUGCCUUCAGUUUCACUCUAUAGGAGCUGGGUUUCCUAUAAAGUGAUCUAUGCACCUUAACAGGCUUCCCCAUAAUAGACUGGCAAUGAAAGGGUAAAAGAGAUUUUUUGUUAAGCCUGUGUGACUAAGCAGUGCUCAAGUUAUGGUGCUUUCUGGAUGGCUUGUUAUUGGUGAGAAUAUGGAACAAAGGAAAAAUAUACUAUUCAGAUAUAGAACUGCUUUGUAUUAAAAUAUUGCAAUAAUAUGGAGGGCACACAUUAUAGAGGAUGUGUACCUCUAUUAAAAUCAAAUAAAAAUAAGGGGCAUGGUCCAGCCCGAGUUAAUCAUAUUGUCAUCUUGAUUGAUCUUAAUGAGAGAGAUAACCACAUGCUUUAAAUCUCUCUUAUAGAAAUCAAUGGGCCUUAAAAGUGCUUAACUUUUUCAGGAUCUCUUCCCCCCCCCCCCUUUUGAUUUACUAGUCUUUUCUUUGACAGUCUGAGAAAUGGACCAAAGCUGGGGAAGUGUAGAUAGUGGGGAGAAAAAUACAUUCUAUGAACCUGUCCAGGCAUUGAGGCUAACUUCAGAUGUCCUGCUUUGUCUCUGACAUCAGAAAUGCAGCAGAUGGGCAUGAGGGACAAGGCAUUCUCUAUGCCAAGGUUAUAGUAUGCCUUCUCAAAAGAGGUCCACCUCUGCUUACCUUUCACCAAGCUUUUUUGGGUGCUGCAUUUUGGCAGUAUCCUGCUGUCUGUUUUUAAAGGUUUUUUGUAUCACUGGCAUUCUAAUGUUGCUUGUGGUAUAAAUAAAUAAAUAUAGUCUAAAUGUA
Molecule: messenger RNA, 2007 nt
Organism: Hemicordylus capensis (graceful crag lizard)
Lineage: Eukaryota; Metazoa; Chordata; Lepidosauria; Squamata; Cordylidae
Product: non-structural maintenance of chromosomes element 3 homolog
Exons: 11
Coding region: 16-1134 (372 amino acids)
Cellular component (GO): nucleus
Source: RefSeq, a predicted model, not a curated record